Sesamum indicum (sesame) is the source of this 2701-nucleotide messenger RNA. Lineage: Eukaryota; Viridiplantae; Streptophyta; Magnoliopsida; Lamiales; Pedaliaceae. The record is from RefSeq and is a predicted model, not a curated record.
AAAAGGGAUUCAGGAAAAGCCCAGAUGUUGAGAUAAUUGGGGCAGCCCAAUCCCAAUUUGUACAAGAAGAGGAGGGAACGGAAGAGAAGAAAAGAGGGGAGAAGAGGACCUCACCGGCGCUGUGGCCUGACGCAGCAGGUGGAACCGCCGCGCCGCUGAUAACUUCACGUAUGUUUCUGUUGAUUGCUUCUGUCAACUAGUCUUGCCCUGUUAAUUUGUCACUUCUUCCAAGCUGUUGAGGGGUUUUUUUCUGCUUUGACGACCCUCCACUUACGCUCAACCGCAGUUCAAAUUUCAUUUGGAAAAGAACUCUCAAUACACGGGUCUACUUAAAUCUUGAUUACCCCAUUCAUCCCUGAAAGGUGUCCGAAAGGUGUUUUGCAAUUGUGGCUAAAUCUUAGUGGUCGCUUCUUCUCUUGCUGUAUAAGGUACAAUGGUGGGGAGAGUAGAGCGGAUAUGCCAAGUUUGUGGUAGCAGUGUUGGCUUUACCAGAUCUGAUGAUGGCUUCUUUUACUGUGGUUACUGCAACUCACAAGCAGAUGAUAUCUUUGAUACUGGAGUUGAUGAGGAGCAGUUUUUCAGUCAUUACUCUGCCAAUUGCAACCGAGUUCGUCCUGCCAAUGCCAUUGCUGCAGAACCUAUCUCUCAGGUAAAACUCACCACAUCUCAAUAUUUGGACCAUCCUGAUAUUUUGGUGGAUGAUAUGGAAGAUGACGGUAUGGGUGAUGGAGUUGGGCCUAGUGGGCCUAGUGAUUUUGGUUCAUCCCAAAAGAAUUUUAGCUACGAAGACUAUUAUUCUGAGAUUAGGUCAAGAUACUUGACAGGGCUACAGGUUAUGAUCCAAUUGCAAUGCCAGGCUUUGGUAGAGAAGUUUAAUGUGAGCCCUUUAAUUAUUGGGCUUGUUGGGACUCUAUGGUUAAGGUUUUUGGCUUCCACUAGGAUUAUGGCUGACGAAUGGGCAGAUCAGGCUGUAAAUGAUUCCGAGGCUCAGACACAAGGGGAAACAGAAGAAUUUAAGCCUAGUGCUAAAUUUCGUUCAGAACCAGUUAAUAUUCAUGGGAAGCGUGUGGUAUAUGUCUGGUAUAGAUCUCUCAGAAGCAAGAUACCAAUAUCUUGUUCUUUAGCUAUCUCCUUCCUUGUUUGCCAUGUGGCUAGGGAGGGAGUUACCCCACUGGACAUGUUGAAGUGGACUCUUGAAGGAAAGCUUCCUUAUUUUGCUGCUUUUGGUGAAAUUGAGAAGCAGCUUGGGUCUCAUUCUGAGGCAUGUCCAAUCCGUGCCAGUCGUAUGUUCAGACCUAUCCAAGCCAUUUCUUCACAAAAGUUGGAGGCGAUGGCAGCUGAUAUUGCUCAGAAAAUCGGUUUGGAGUUGCCUCCAGUUAACUUCUAUGCAAUUGCUUUCCGCUAUUGUAGGCAGUUGUCUCUUCCUGUGAGAGAAAUACUUCCUCAGGCAUGUCGAGUAUGUGAAUGGUCUAUGCCUUCAGAAUUAUAUCUGUCAGCUAAUGAGUUUAGGAUUCCUACUCGUGUAUGUGUGAUGUCGAUACUGAUUGUGGCAAUAAGGAUUCUUUUUGACAUAAAUGGUUAUGGAAUGUGGGAAUUUAGUCUGUCUAAUUCGAGUUGUUCAUUAUCUCAAGUUAAGAAUACAGAAACUGAAUCUCAAAGCUUUAUAAAUACGAUGGAGAAAGCAGAUGAAGACUCAUCUUCCAACAAUUCACAGUCUUCUGGUGCUAAAUCAGAAGUCGCGGAUUCUAAAUUGAGUGUUGUGGAGCUUCUACAGAUUCUAGAAGAAAAAUAUAAUGAACUCAAUGAUGUACAUGCAUAUUCCUCUGAUUUGCCGUCAUACCUCCAGUAUUGCAAGGAUGUAGUCUUUUCUGGUUUAUGGCCGUCAUAUGAGGAUCUUGAAGAAGAGAAGUUAUUGGAGGAGUUCUGGGACUUUUAUCAGAAGCACAAGGGUUCUGGGACAUCAGAUCAUCAAGGAGAUGCCCAUCAAAGUAGACCAGAUGAAGUUGAGAAAACAAGGAGUAUUGAUCAAAAUUCAGCAAGUUGCACUCAAUCUCCAGAAGAGUCCCCCAAAGAUAAGGCAAUAAGGCAAUUGAAGUUGGACAUGGAAGAAAACAAGUUCUGCUAUAUUCCACCAAGGAUUAAGGUGAAGAGGAAAGACUAUCUCCAUUAUGCUAGGAGACGGAAAGACGUGUAUAUUUAUGCAGUUCACGCUGAUUACUAUAUCUUGCUUCGAGCUUGUGCUAAGGCUGCCCAAGUUGAACCCAGGGUCAUGCAUAUUGCAGUAUUGGGUUUAGAGAGGAGAUUGCGUUGGCUGGAAAACAGGAUGGAUGCUUCAUUGAAGGUCAAACUAAAUCUUAACGGUGUUUGUGAUUUCUGCAAAGAUGAGUUUGUGCAAAAUGGCGGGAGUGAUCCUAUGGAUUUAAAAACUUGACACUAUUUAAUCUGUCUCUCUCUUAGUUUGAGCUUCCAUGCAGAAGUUUUAUUUUCUCAAACGAACAAUUUGUAGUACAGAACAGUGGAAAGCGAUGUAAAUAGAGGAAGGAAGAGAAAUGGGGCUACGUGUUUUCUGUUGUCAAGAAAGUUCCCUAUCAAUUCAAGAAUCACACGUAUUUCUUUGUCCUUUGACAUAAAGAGUUUCAAGAAUUGUACUAAUUUACUUUUCUUGAUUUUUGUAUGUUAUGAUGUGAUAAUAUCUUGAAUA